AUGGACCCCGCUUCGAUCCUCCUGAGCCAACGGAUAAUCUUCCUCGGCACGCAGGUGGACGACUUCAGCGCGGACCUCAUUAUCAGCCAGCUGCUGCUGCUCGACUCGCAGGACCCCACGCGCGACAUCAAGCUCAUCAUCAACUCCCCGGGCGGCUCGGUGACGGCGGGCAUGGGCAUCUACGACGCCAUGAAGCUGUGCCGCGCGGACAUCUCCACGAUCUGCUUCGGCCUCGCCGCGUCCAUGGGCGCGUUCCUGCUCGCCACGGGCACCAAGGGAAAGAGAUUUUGCAUGCCCAACGCGCGCGUGAUGAUUCACCAGCCGCUGGGAGGCGCGCAGGGGUCGGCCAUAGACGUGGGGUUGCAGGUGCGGGAGAUGAUGUACCACAAGGUCAAGCUCAACAAGAUCCUCUCACGAGUCACCGGCAAAUCAGAGGAACAGUCACCGGCAAGUCAGAGGAACAGGUGCGUUGUUGCCUUCUCCCCUGCCCUCCACCUGCGCGCCUUGCCUUCUCCCCCUGAUUCCUCCGCUUCCUCCCCCUGCCUCUUCCGCCCGGAUUUAACAAGAUUAUCUCACGAGUCACCGGAAAGUCAGAGGAACAGGUGCGUGCGCUGCCCCUUCCCCUCCCCCACCCCCCUCCUUCUUCCUGCCUGCCUCCCCUCCUUCAGCCUGCCUCCCUCUUCCUGCUCCCGUGCCUCUUUCCUUGCCUGCACCCUUCCUGACUCUCCCCAUGCCACUCCCCUUCUUGACCCCCUACCUCCCCCAUAUGCCUCUCCCCUUGCCUCUCCCCCUGCCUCUCCUCCUGCCUCUCCCCCUGUCUCUCCCUUUGCCUCCCCCCCUGCCCCUUGCCUGCUCUCUUUCCUGCUCCCUUUAAUUCCUUCCCUGACCUUCUCUCCCUCCUUUUAA
Closterium sp. Naga37s-1 is the source of this 906-nucleotide messenger RNA. Lineage: Eukaryota; Viridiplantae; Streptophyta; Zygnematophyceae; Desmidiales; Closteriaceae. The record is from the annotation of a GenBank genome assembly.